UGUGGCCGGCUGGGCGGCGAUGAAGCGGAGCGGCUCGGGCGCGGUGGCCGCGGGCCCCUGGGAGGCGUGUUUCCAGGCGGCCGUGCAGCUGGCGCUGCGGGCCGGACAGGUGUCUGAAAAUGGCUCUGCAGGUCCCCUAGAUGGGCGCCGGGGCUGUAGCCGCAGGACAGCAGAUCAUCAGGAAAGCCCUUUCUGAGGAAAAACAGGUCUCCACCAAAACAUCUGCUGCCGACCUGGUGACAGAAACAGAUCACCUUGUGGAAGACUUAAUCAUUUCUGAGCUGCAGAAUAAAUUUCCUUCACACAGGUUCAUUGCAGAAGAAGCUGCAGCCACGGGGGCCAAGUGCGUGCUCACCCCCGACCCCACCUGGAUUGUGGACCCCAUUGACGGCACCUGCAACUUUGUGCACAGGUUCCCAACCGUGGCUGUGAGCAUUGGCUUUGCCGUGAACCAAGAGCUGGAGUUUGGUGUGAUUUACCACUGCACUGAGGAGCGACUGUACACGGGCCGGCGGGGCCAGGGCGCCUUCUGCAAUGGCCAGCGGCUGCAGGUCUCCAGGGAGACAGACCUCUCGAAGGCCUUGGUGCUGACAGAAAUCGGCCCCAAGCGCGACCCCGCGACCCUGAAGCUGUUCCUGAGCAACAUGGAGCGGCUACUGCACGCCAGAGCACACGGGGUCCGAGUGAUUGGCAGCUCCACGCUGGCGCUCUGCCUCCUGGCCUCUGGGGCGGCGGACGCCUAUUACCAGUUCGGGUUGCACUGCUGGGACCUGGCCGCCGCCACGGUCAUCAUCAGAGAAGCCGGCGGCGUUGUGAUGGACACUUCAGGUGGACCCUUCGACCUCAUGUCCUGCAGAGUGGUGGCAGCUGGCACCCAGGAGUUGGCGUCACUCAUAGCUCAGGCCCUACAGACGAUUCACUAUGGGCGGGAUGAUGACCAGUGACAAGGGAACGGACCAGACAAACGCCAGAGCACCUGGGCGCAGCAGGAGGCACCCAAGCAGCCCGAGGUCCACCCGAGGCCCGCCCGGUGCCCACAGAGCCCAGCACUCCCGCCUGGGGCUCCGCGUCGUGCCAACUCUUCCUCUUGGGUCUGCUCUCUGUCAUCGCAUGCAGCCUUCAGCAGGUUGUUUGAAAUUGUUCUGUGAGGGCCCAAACCCAAAUCUCAGA
Messenger RNA from Sorex araneus (European shrew), 1170 nucleotides. RefSeq names its product inositol monophosphatase 2 (gene IMPA2). Gene Ontology annotation, biological process: signal transduction; phosphatidylinositol phosphate biosynthetic process; inositol metabolic process. The transcript is spliced from 9 exons. Lineage: Eukaryota; Metazoa; Chordata; Mammalia; Eulipotyphla; Soricidae. Gene Ontology annotation, molecular function: inositol monophosphate 1-phosphatase activity. Bases 141 to 944 code for a protein of 267 amino acids. The record is from RefSeq and is a predicted model, not a curated record.